AUGAUUAAUGAACGCGGUUUCAAAGGUACGGAAUAUCCUACGACCUAUUGCCAGAUGUGGUUUAAGGAACAAACAAAACCGCUCAUAGUGCGAGUACACGAGCACAAGGUAGUUUGGAAAUGGGGUGCUGGGUCCCCAGGCUACUAUUUUCCGACACUGAUGUCGUGCGCAGUCCCCAAAGGCAAGGUACCCGAUAUGAUCUCACUGGUUUCCGGUCCCUGCGACAAGGCAACAAACCUACUUAAGGUAGUGUAUGAGCCCCAGCAACUGGAAGAUGCCCCAAAUGUUUCUUCAGAAGAUCGUUCGCUCCGCUUUGCCAUCUGCGUCAAAGCCCUGGACUUUUUAUACGACGACAUGUCCUGGCGUCUCAUUGAGUGGCUGGAGUUGAUGCGUCUGCUGGGCACCAGCAAGGUCAUAUUUUACAGUUCGCCCAUGCAUGCGAAUAUAUCGCGGGUGCUUCAACAUUAUAUGGAGGAGAGUCCAGACUUUGUGGAGCUCCGCCCACUGUCCUUGGGCCGAGGCGAACCCAAUUUACCUCAUUUUCAUCACUAUAUCAUGGCCUCGAACUACUUCAAUACCAUUCUUAACGAGAUGAUACCCUACAAUGACUGCUUCUAUCGCAACAUGUAUCGCUUUGACUAUAUAGGUGUCUUCGACAUUGACGAGGUCAUCAUGCCACUCGGCAAUGUGACGAACUGGACGGAUCUCGUAACACUAGCACGCACCGUGCCCGACUACUUGGGCUACACGAGUGAAAGCUGCCAGGACUGGGUUAGCUUCUGCUUUCGCAACGUCUACUAUCCGCGCUAUGCGGAUCAACCGAAAUACUUCAGACAGCUGCCCUCCUUCUUCUAUAUGCUGCAACAUGUGAAGCGCACAGCUCUGCACUGCAAUCGUUUUGAUGCGGCCAAGUGUCUGCACUCGACCCGCUACGCCGUCGGACUCCACAAUCACUUUGCCAUACACUGGACGAACGAGGCGAGCUGUGCGGCCAAGUCUGUGCCCAUUGAGUACGCCCAGAUGCAACACUACAGGGAGCCAGACAACAAAACCUGGCUGCUGGACCCCGUGGUGGACGAUAAUAUCUGGCGUUUCCAGCCGCAGCUACAGGAUCGCACCUUGGCCAAGUACAAGAAGCUGGGCUUUCUGCCGAGUCUCUCAGAACUGACAGCCUUGAAGGAGCAGCAGCGCAAAGCCGAUGAAAUGCUUCUACAAAAGUUGGUCGGUGUACAACAAUCUAAUAUAGCAGCUUAA
Scaptodrosophila lebanonensis is the source of this 1254-nucleotide messenger RNA. RefSeq lists its product as uncharacterized. NCBI's taxonomy places the organism in Eukaryota, Metazoa, Arthropoda, Insecta, Diptera, Drosophilidae. The transcript has a single exon. The record is from RefSeq and is a predicted model, not a curated record. Bases 1 to 1254 code for a protein of 417 amino acids.